AUGGAAGGAAAGUCUUUCCCUGAAAUAUCUUGCCGAGUCGACCUUUCCCCGAAAAGACUUAAUUGCAAUAUUGCGAUUGCGAUACAUUGCUGCAAUUUCCUGCGCUUGUGCCCUCGUGCCCCAUGUCUAAACAUCAAACUGCCUACCUACAUCCCGCACCCGUCUAUCGCAUCCCCUCAACGCAUCGGGACUCCGGGAUUCAAAAGAGGACCCGGUUCUUCGGAGCCGGAAGGUCACUUACUACAUACAUAUCUACACUGGAAAGCGGUCAUAGCGAUGCACCUUGACACUGUUUGCUUUGUCUUCGCGCAUCCCGCCAAGACAAAAGAGAAAUUCAAAAACAAACAAGCAGUGGUCAAUGGCCAGUGGCUGACGCCCCCCAUUCUGUAUCUGAGAAUCUCGAUCUGCGCGUGCACGUCCCCAUCGGAAAGACCACAGGGAAUGGCCUGA
Molecule: messenger RNA, 450 nt
Organism: Penicillium expansum
Lineage: Eukaryota; Fungi; Ascomycota; Eurotiomycetes; Eurotiales; Aspergillaceae
Exons: 1
Coding region: 1-450 (149 amino acids)
Source: RefSeq, a predicted model, not a curated record